GAAGGAGACAGGCUCAGUGAUGAAGAUCUGUUCAAAUUUUUAGCUGAUUUCAAAAGAUCGUCCUCCUUGCAGAGAAGAGUUAAGACUUUACCAGGAACACUUAAGCUGGAGAUUUCCCCGGCUCCAGAAAACCUUGGUUAUUGUCUGACGCCAGAAUUACUACCAGUGAAGCCAUUUCCAGAAAACCGUAAUCGUCCUCACAAAGAGAUUUUGGAAUUCCCAAUUAGAGAAGUGUAUGUUCCCCAUACCAUUUAUAGAAAUCUGCUCUAUGUUUACCCUCAGAGGCUAAAUUUUGCUAACAGACCAGCUUCUGCAAGAAACAUCACCAUCAAGAUCCAGCUUAUGUGUGGCGAAGACCCAUCCUGUGCAAUGCCGGUAAUUUUUGGGAAAUCUUCAGGUCCAGAAUUUGUGCAAGAAAUAUACACAGCUAUCACAUAUCAUAAUAAAUCCCCUGACUUUUAUGAAGAAGUUAAAAUUAAGCUGCCAGCAAAACUCACAGAGAAACACCACCUAUUGUUCACGUUCUAUCACAUCAGCUGCCAGCCAAAGCAAGGAGCAUCUGUGGAAACUCUCCUCGGGUAUUCAUGGCUGGCGAUUCUGUUAAACGAUCGUCUUCAAACUGGACAUUAUUGUCUUCCUGUUGCAUUAGAUAAGCUGCCUUUCCACUAUUCAAUUCACUCUCCUGAGAAAGUUCCAUCUCAGACACCACCUGUUAAGUGGGUUGAAGGACACAAGGGUGUUUUCAAUGUUGAAGUGCAAGCUGUUUCAUCUGUUCACACUCAGGACAAUCACCUAGAGAAGUUCUUCACUCUGUGCCAUUCCCUGGAAAGUCAAGUGACAUUCCCCAUUCGACUGAUGGAUCAGAAGAUUACAGAGGCUACACUGGAACAGGAAUUGAAACUCAGCCUUAUCUGUUUGAAUUCUUCACGCCUUGAACCUCUUGUCUUGUUUUUACAUUUGGUACUAGAUAAACUUUUCCAGCUGGCUGUACAGCCCAUGGUCAUAGCUGGCCAGACAGCCAACUUCUCACAGUUUGCCUUUGAAUCUGUGGUUGCAAUAGUGAACAGCCUCCAGAACAGCAAAGACCUGAGCAAAGACCAGCAUGGGAGGAACUGUCUCCUGGCAUCUUACGUCUACUAUGUAUUUCGCCUGCCAGACCCUCAAAGAGAAGUAGUCAAACCAGGUGCAGGCAGCAGUGCCAUUUUAACAGAAUCUCGUUAUUACACGUUUGGACGCACUUCCGCAGUGUCUGUUGGGAGUAAACUCCUGCAGAGCCGAGUGAUAAGCUGCAGCAACCCUGACAUCGCUGUUACACAAACUGCUACUGAUGAGGAGGUCAAAAACAUCAUGUCGUCCAAGCCUAUGGAUCACAGCUCCAGUCGGAUGUCUUUCUACGUUGAAGGAACGAAUGACGUGCCAAGCAUUUGUGCAAGCCCGAGACCAUCCAAUAAAAAGCAUUUCCAUGAGGAGCUGGCACUGCAGAUGGUGGUCAGCACGGGUAUGGUGAGAGAAUCUGUCUUCAAGUAUGCAUGGUUCUUCUUUGAGCUGCUGAUAAAGAGUAUGGCUCAGUAUGUUCACAACAUAGAGAAGCAAGACAAUCCACGAAGAAGCCGGUUCUCUGAUCGCUUCAAAGAUGAUAUUACCACUAUAGUUAAUGUGGUCACUUCAGAGGUUGCUGCACUUUUAGUCAAACCACAGAAGGAAAGUGAGCAAGCAGAAAAAAUUAAUAUCAGCCUGGCGUUUUUCUUGUAUGAUCUUCUUUCUUUAAUGGACCGAGGAUUUGUGUUUAAUCUUAUCAAACAUUACUGUAAUCAGCUCUCAAACAAGCUGAAUUCACUCUCCACCCUUAUUUCCAUGAGACUGGAGUUCCUGAGAAUUCUCUGCAGCCAUGAGCAUUAUCUCAAUUUGAAUCUCUUCUUCAUGACCUCCGCAUCUGCUCCAGCAUCCCCCUCUCCCUCCUUAUCCUCCCAGAACUCUAGCUCCUGCUCGAGUUUCCAGGACCAGAAAAUCGCCAGUAUGUUUGACCUCUCAGCCGAAUACCGUCAGCAGCACUUUCUAACCGGCUUACUUUUCACUGAACUGGCAGCAGCGCUGGACGCAGACAGCGAGGGGAUUAGCAAGGUGCAGAGAAAAGCGGUCAGUGCUAUCCUUAGUCUGCUGAGUUCCCAUGACCUAGACCCACGUUGCUCCAAAAAAGAGGUGAAGAUUAAAAUUGCAGCUCUCUAUCUCCCUUUGGUUGGUAUCAUUUUGGAUUCACUGCCGCAACUCCAUGAUUUUACAAUUUCAGAUGCCCGCAGUGGAAAGGGGCGCUCAGGAAACCCAGAAGAAGAACAAGAGUCUGCAGGUGCAAUCAAUCAAAACGUGGCCCUUGCCAUUGCAGGGAAUCAGUUCAACCUCAGGAGCUCUGGAAUGUCUCUGGUAUCCCUGCCUUACAGACAAGCUGCCACAUUAGGUCCUGAUACUACUCGCAACCUUUUGAUCUGUUUCCUCUGGAUCAUGAAGAAUGCUGAUCAGAAUCUAAUUCAGAAAUGGAUUGCAGACCUUCCUUCCGUGCAGUUGAACAGGAUUUUAGACCUCCUCUUCAUUUGUGUCUCAUGCUUUGAGUACAAGGGCAAGCAAAGCUCAGAUAAAGUUAGCACCCAAGCUCUCCAGAAGUCACGAGAUGUUAAGGCCCGAUUAGAAGAGGCUUUACUGAGAGGUGAAGGAGCCAGAGGAGAAAUGAUGAAGCGCUGCAGAACGCCAGCUGGGAAUGACAGAUCAGCAGGGCUAAAUGAAAACCUGCGCUGGAGAAAGGAGCAGACUCACUGGCGGCAGGCAAAUGAGAGACAAGAUAAGACAAAAGCUGAGCUAGAUCAAGAAGCUCUCAUCAGUGGAAACCUGGCAACUGAAGCUAACCUGAUCAUUCUCGAUAUGCAAGAGAACAUCAUCCAGGCAAGCUUUGCAGCAGAGUGCAGAGACAAUCUCCUGGGAGGAGUUCUGAAGGUCCUGGUAAAUUCUCUCGGCUGUGAUCAGAGCACAACUUACCUGACUCAUUGCUUUGCUACACUCAGAGCUCUGAUUGCUAAGUUUGGAGAUUUCCUGUUUGAAGAGGAGGUCGAACAAUGUGCUGACCUGUGUCAAAGAGUUCUCCAUCACUGCAGCAGCAGCAUAGAUAUUACACGGACUCAAGCCUGUGCCACUCUUUACCUCCUCAUGAGAUACAGCUUCAGCUCUACCAGUAAUUUUGCAAGAGUGAAGAUGCAGGUGACCAUGUCACUAGCUUCUCUGGUUGGAAAAUCACCUGAGUUUAAUGAGGAAUUCCUUCGACGGUCCUUACGAACCAUCCUAGCCUACGCAGAGGAAGAUGUGGAUAUGCAGGCAACUCCAUUUCCCAUUCAGGUAGAGGAGCUGCUGUGUAAUCUGAACAGCAUCCUGUCAGAUACAGUGAAAAUGAGGGAAUUUCAAGAAGAUCCAGAGAUGCUCAUGGAUCUCAUGUACAGAAUUGCCAAAGGAUACCAGACAUCACCCGACUUGAGGCUGACUUGGCUGCAGAACAUGGCAGAGAAACACACCAAGAGGAAGUGCUACACAGAAGCAGCCAUGUGUCUGGUCCAUGCUGCAGCGCUGGUGGCAGAGUACCUCAGCAUGCUUGAAGAUCGAAACUAUCUGCCAGUGGGCAGUGUCAGCUUUCAGAACAUUUCACCCAAUGUGCUGGAGGAAUCUGCUGUUUCAGAUGAUAUUUUGUCUCCAGAUGAAGAUGGUAUAUGUUCUGGGAGGUAUUUCUCAGAAAGCGGCCUGGUAGGACUGCUGGAACAAGCAGCAGAGCUCUUCAGUACGGGGGGAUUGUAUGAAACUGUGAAUGAAGUGUACAAAAUUGUCAUCCCCAUACUGGAGGCACAUCGAGACUUCAGGAAGCUUACCUUGACACACAGCAAGCUACAGAAGGCCUUUGACAGCAUUAUUAAUAAGGGUCAAAAGCGAAUGUUUGGAACUUACUUCCGCGUUGGUUUCUAUGGAUCCAAAUUUGGGGACUUGGAUGAACAGGAAUUUGUUUAUAAAGAACCUGCGAUUACCAAACUUCCUGAGAUUUCUCACAGAUUAGAGGGAUUUUAUGGCCAGUGUUUUGGGGAGGAUGCUGUGGAAGUGAUUAAGGACUCUGCUCCUGUAGACAAAAGAAAGCUGGAUCCAAAUAAGGCAUACAUACAAAUUACUUUUGUGGAGCCAUAUUUUGAUGAGUAUGAGAAGAAAGACAGAGUAACCUAUUUCGAGAAGAACUUCAACCUCUGUCGGUUCAUGUACACUACGCCUUUCACCAUGGAUGGGCGCCCCAGAGGAGAGCUUAGUGAACAGUACAAGAGGAACACCAUCCUAACCACAAUGCAUGCUUUCCCCUACAUCAAAACUAGAAUCAAUGUCAUUCAAAAAGAAGAGUUUGUUUUAACCCCAAUUGAAGUUGCUAUUGAAGACAUGCGGAAAAAAACACAGGAACUAACUGCAGCCACCAACCAAGAACCACCAGAUGCCAAAAUGCUCCAAAUGGUUUUGCAGGGCUCAGUUGGAGCCACUGUAAAUCAGGGACCGCUAGAGGUAGCGCAAGUGUUCCUGGCAGAAAUUCCAGCCGACCCCAAACUUUAUCGACAUCACAACAAGCUGAGGUUGUGCUUCAAAGAGUUUAUAAUGAGGUGUGGUGAAGCAGUGGAGAAAAACAAGCGCCUUAUUACUGCUGACCAGCGGGAAUAUCAGCUAGAGCUCAGAAAGAACUAUGGAAAGCUGAAGGAGAACCUUAGGCCCAUGAUUGAGAGGAAGAUCCCAGAGCUGUACAAACCUGUAGUGAAAGUCCAUACCACAAGGGAAUCUUUUCGUAACCACAGUUUUAGGAAAUAUGAUGCCCAGACUUCUUCACAAAGCACCUAA
This is a messenger RNA of Tauraco erythrolophus (red-crested turaco), 4893 nucleotides long. The record is from RefSeq and is a predicted model, not a curated record. NCBI's taxonomy places the organism in Eukaryota, Metazoa, Chordata, Aves, Musophagiformes, Musophagidae.